AUGGAAUGGGAUGAAGAUCGCCCAAUCCAUUUUGUGGGGCAUUCGGCGGGAGCGCAGGUCGUUCGGGUUUUGCAACAGAUGCUAGCUGAUAAUGCAUUCAAGGGGUAUGAGAAUACUUCUGAGAGCUGGGUGUUGAGUAUCACAUCCUUAUCAGGGGCAUUCAAUGGGACCACAAGAACCUACUUAGAUGGAAUGCGGCCGGAGGAUGGAAAGACAAUGAAGGCAGUAUGUCUACUUCAGCUUUGCCGUCUCGGAGUGAUAGUAUACGAUUGGCUCGACAUCCCGUGGUUGAACGCCUAUUACAAUUUUGGUUUUGAUCAUUUUGGCAUUUCUUGGAAGAAAGUAGGGAUUUGGGGUCUUUUGGAUUGCAUAUUGGGAAAUACAGGCCCCUUUGCCUCUGGCGAUUGGAUUCUCCCGGACCUCACGAUUCAAGGGUCAAUACGAUUGAACAGCCAUCUGCAUUCUUUCCCCAAUACAUUUUAUUUCAGUUACGCCACCAAGAGUACUCGAAAGAUCCUCGGCAUCACAGUUCCUUCAAGCAUGCUUGGGAUCCACCCGCUGUUUUUCAUAAGGGUAGAUGAGUCAAUGGCGGCAUCCUCCAGAUGUUCCUCCUCCUUACAAAGGCUACAGGUGAAAAUCUUACGGUAUAUGUUUCACUAUUAG
Molecule: messenger RNA, 663 nt
Organism: Syzygium oleosum
Lineage: Eukaryota; Viridiplantae; Streptophyta; Magnoliopsida; Myrtales; Myrtaceae
Exons: 3
Coding region: 1-663 (220 amino acids)
Source: RefSeq, a predicted model, not a curated record